AUGUAUGACACCCGUAUAGGAGGAGCAGCAUCCCCAGCAGACACAGAAUGGCAGCUCUUUGUGAAGACCCUGACUGGCAAGAUCAUCGCCCUGGAGGUGGAGCCCAGUGACCCCACUGACCAUGCCAAAGCUAAACUCCAAGACAGGGAGGGCCUCCCGCCUGACCAGCAGUGUCUGGUUUUUGUGGGCAAGCAGCUGGAGGAUGGACGCACAUUCAGACUACAAUAUUCAGAAAGAAUUCGCCCUUGGCACUUGGCACUUCCUCUGCGGAGGCAUCGUGAGCCCUCCCUCCGCCAGUUCGCCCAGAAGUACGACUGCGACAAGAUGAUCUGUGCAGGUGUCCCGCCCACCUGGGCCCCUGUGCUGUCAACUGCCACAAAGCGCAGCCACACCAACAAUCUGUGCUUCUAG
Molecule: messenger RNA, 411 nt
Organism: Myotis lucifugus (little brown bat)
Lineage: Eukaryota; Metazoa; Chordata; Mammalia; Chiroptera; Vespertilionidae
Product: ubiquitin-like
Exons: 2
Coding region: 1-411 (136 amino acids)
Biological process (GO): protein ubiquitination; modification-dependent protein catabolic process; translation
Cellular component (GO): ribosome; cytoplasm; nucleus
Molecular function (GO): structural constituent of ribosome; ubiquitin protein ligase binding; protein tag activity
Source: RefSeq, a predicted model, not a curated record